AUGGCGUCUGUUGUAGCUCAAUCGAUGGAAGACUACAAAUACUUAUUCAAAGUGGUGUUGGUUGGAAAUGCUGGAGUCGGAAAAACGUGUCUUGUACGGAAAUUUACACAGGGUAUAUUUCCUCCCGGUCAAAGCGCAACGAUUGGUGUGGAUUUUAUGAUUAAAACAGUUAAAGUGGACAAUGAUAAAAUUAAGUUGCAAAUUUGGGAUACAGCUGGUCAGGAACGUUUUCGAUCCAUUACGCAAAGUUACUACCGGAGCGCGCACGCCAUUGUCCUCGUAUACGACGUCGCUUGUCAACCAUCGUUUGACUGUUUGCCAGAAUGGCUAGCAGAAAUAGAAUCGUAUGCUAAUAGAAAAGUACUCAAAAUUUUAGUAGGGAAUAAAGUAGAUAAAGGUGAUGAACGUGAAGUUCCUGAGCGAAUAGGUCAGGAUUUCUCUGAAGUUAAUGGAUUCGAUUACUUCUUGGAGACUUCGGCUUUGGAUGCGACAAAUGUUGACAAUCUUUUCGAGCAUGUUGCGCGACGGUUAACGAAUGAUAUGAAAGCUACGGAUCAAAGGUAUAGUAGCUACAAAUCCGAUGCAACUACUGGUAGUCAACCUAUAAAUCUUGUGGAAAGAGCUCAAAAUACUAUCAAUGCAUGCUGUGGACGAACAUGA
Molecule: messenger RNA, 660 nt
Organism: Necator americanus (New World hookworm)
Lineage: Eukaryota; Metazoa; Nematoda; Chromadorea; Rhabditida; Ancylostomatidae
Exons: 5
Coding region: 1-660 (219 amino acids)
Biological process (GO): vesicle-mediated transport
Cellular component (GO): trans-Golgi network; Golgi cisterna
Molecular function (GO): GTPase activity; GTP binding
Source: RefSeq, a predicted model, not a curated record